This is a messenger RNA of Fopius arisanus, 970 nucleotides long. Its product is annotated as RWD domain-containing protein 1. The coding region runs from base 132 to 857 and encodes 241 amino acids. Gene Ontology annotation, molecular function: protein binding. Gene Ontology annotation, biological process: cytoplasmic translation. Lineage: Eukaryota; Metazoa; Arthropoda; Insecta; Hymenoptera; Braconidae. The transcript is spliced from 4 exons. The record is from RefSeq and is a predicted model, not a curated record.
AAAAAAGUGUCCUAACCUCAUGUGACAGAACAACGUGAUUACAUUUUCUCUGCCACCGAGUGCAGAAAAAAAUACAGGUGUUUGUUUUUAGGGAAUAAUUUGUUUAAUUUAUAUGAUUUAUUCUUAUAAUUAUGGAUCACAAGGCUGAGCAGCACGAUGAGAUCGAGGCCCUCGACUCCAUUUACUCUGGAGAAUUACAGAUUCUAGAGACAGAACCUCAUUAUAAAUUUGUUCUGCCAAUAAAAUCGGAGGGGUAUGAAUCUGAUACAGAGGAUGGCCUUGCCUGUCAGCUGGAGUUCACGUACACCUCGAAAUAUCCGGAGGAGCCGCUGCUAAUUAAAAUUGAAAAUCCAGAGAAUUUCGAGAGUUUCAGUGAGCAAGAGUUGAUAGAUCACUUGAUGGAGCAGAUGAACGAGAAUCUGGGGAUGGUGAUGGUUUUUACGUUGGUCAGUGCUGCUCAGGAGUGGCUCAAUGUCCAGUGGGACAAUAUCAAACUCCAGAGAACAGAGAGGGCUGCCAGGAAGCUCGUCGAGGAGGAAGAGGCCGAGAGAAAACGAUUUGAGGGCACGAGAGUUACAGUUGAGACAUUUAUGAAUUGGAAAAAGAAAUUCGACGAGGAAAUGGGACACACCAGACGUCGAGAGCUAGCUCUUCUUCAGGGAAAGAAAUUGACAGGACGAGAACUCUUCAUGACAGAUAAUACAUUGAACCAAUCUGAUCUCAAGUUCCUGGAUGAUGGGGACGCAGUGAAAGUCGACGAGAGUCUCUUCCAGAACCUCGACGAUCUCGACCUCGACGACAACGACGACGACGACCCCGAUUACGAUCCUCUCAAAGACUCCGGAGACAGCAACUAAAAAAAAUCAGGCUGGAGUUCUGGAAUUGAUUCUUUUUAAAAAAGAUAUUAUUAUAUGUAAUAUAACGAUCUAUUUGUGUGUUUUUUUAUUCUCAAUAGCUGAAUAAUUAUGUA